Messenger RNA from Mangifera indica (mango), 2646 nucleotides. RefSeq names its product caffeoylshikimate esterase. The transcript is spliced from 8 exons. Gene Ontology annotation, cellular component: membrane. The coding region runs from base 1394 to 2446 and encodes 350 amino acids. Gene Ontology annotation, molecular function: lipase activity. Lineage: Eukaryota; Viridiplantae; Streptophyta; Magnoliopsida; Sapindales; Anacardiaceae. The record is from RefSeq and is a predicted model, not a curated record.
CAAUAGAGUCUAACCUCUUUUUUAUUGUUAACUAUGAAGAUCUAUCAUCAGCUCGGUAAUGCACUUUCCUCUAACAGAGCAUCGUCCUCCUAAAGAGUUGUGAAGUAUUGCUAAUAUGACGAGGAAAGACACCUCAUGUCUUAGGUCACACUCCACUUGAAUGCUUCGUGAAACCGCUCAACAUUAUAUGCUUUUCAGUAUUCACCCUUGAUGCUUUUGUGACUUCUGUUGUUGAAAUAAGGUUGUAACACUCUUCAACACCUAUUUGUAUACAGGCCCCUAUGCAUGUUAUUAUUGUGAACAUUCAACUAUUCGGCUCAUAGCACCACUAAUGGCUCUGAGAGAGGUCAAUUCCUUUGGAUGCACCUAUGUCGUCAUGUCAACAUGUUACGAUAUCCUAUAAGAUAAGCUAAUUCUGUCUCCAGCAACUAGAAGGGCGCCAGCUACCUUUAGUUGCAAAUCCAUUUUCAUGUCGAUCAUUUUCGGUACGUCGAAAGGUAGCUACUUGCUCCUAAUUGUGGGAUACCCUUCCAAACAUGUGCGCACACGCAUGUAUAUUGGACUCUGCAUAUUGCUUGCCCCGUGUAUCAUAGCGCCCAGCCUAUUACCAUAAGUACGCAGGAAACCUCUUCCACAGCCAAGAUUGUUUGGAAGGAAGCAUCGUGAUGUUGAUGCCUUCUUUGGUUCUCUGUUAUCGUGACCGACUAUCAUUAUACCAACAGGGGCGUCCGCAUUAAAAAAAAUGGCGCACUUUCCCCAGAGAACAUCUCCAUUAUAUUAUUAAUUUUAGCCAUCCUGACUACAUUUUCUGUCUUUAAACUAAUAAAUUUUGGCUGAAUAAACGUUUCCUACAAACAAACCUUUAGGAUCGUUUAAUUCCAGUUUGUAAAGAAAACACGGUGGAAAGUUUUAUGGAGAGACGUGAUAAGGAAUGGGAUGAGACUCCCAAUCAGAUAAGAGUACGGCCUGAUGCAGCAACAGCAUCUAUAGAAUCUACAAGUUCCGUGAUUUGCAGUAUGGGCACAUGCCACCUCAUCAAUAGUGGAACCGUACUAGUGUCCAACUAUUCUAUUUAUUUAUCCUUGUGCCUCUCCAACUUUCCUACGGUAAUCUUGUCUCAUCAAUAGUGGAACCGUGUUAGUGUCCAACUAUUCUAUUUAUUUAUCCUUCUACCUCUCCAACUUUCCUACGGUAAUCUUGUGUGUUGUAAAGCGGUCGGCUGAGCCAAAAAUUUCUCACUUUGACCCUGCACGAGCCUUCUUCGCAUUACUGUUUUCCGCAGAUGUACCUUUCAUUUUGCAUUUUAUACGUACAUAUAUAGAUCCAGAUGUAAUGUUCGAGUAGAUAGUAAUUGGAUAGCACUGCGUUCUUCGGCUUUACAAGAAGAAAGAAGAUGGCAGUUCAAAUUCAUCCAAACGACAACAAAGUAGUCGAGUAUCAGGAGGAAUGUAUAAGAAACGCAAGAGGAGUUCAGCUUUUUACUUGCAAAUGGCUGCCUUUUUCUUCUGCAAAAGCUGUUGUUUUCCUUUGCCAUGGUUAUGGCAUGGAAUGCAGCGGUUUCAUGAGAGAAUGUGGAACCAGGCUAGCAAGUGCUGGGUAUGCUGUGUUUGGCAUCGACUAUGAAGGACAUGGGCGGUCCCUGGGAGCUCGUUGUUACAUCAAGAAAUUUAAAAAUAUCGUUAAUGACUGUAACGACUUUUUCAAGUCUGUCUGUGCGCAGGAAGAGUUCAGGGACAAGGGAAGGUUCUUGUAUGGUGAGUCAAUGGGAGGAGCUGUGGCUCUUCUACUUCACAAAAAAGACCCACCUUUCUGGAAUGGUGCUGUUCUUGUUGCACCAAUGUGCAAGAUUUCAGAGAAGGUGAAGCCACAUCCUGUAGUUAUCAAUAUAUUAACCAGAGUGGAAGAGAUUAUACCAAAAUGGAAGAUUGUACCCACAAAAGAUGUCAUUGACUCUGCUUUCAAGGACCCUAUUAAGCGAGAAGAGAUAAGAAGCAAUAAGUUGAUAUACCAAGAUAAGCCCAGGCUGAAAACAGCAUUGGAAAUGCUCAGAACCAGCAUGAACCUUGAAGACAGUUUAAACGAGGUGACAAUACCAUUCUUUGUGUUACACGGGGAAGCAGACACAGUAACAGACCCAGAAGUGAGCAAGGCACUGUACGAGCGGGCCACCAGCAAGGACAAGACCAUAAAAUUGUACCCAGGAAUGUGGCAUGCUUUAACAUCAGGAGAACCAGAUGAAAACGUAGAUGUUGUUUUUGGUGAUAUCAUUGCUUGGCUUGAUAAGCGCACUAGUGAUGCCAGUGCUAUGGUAGUCACGCCGAUUCACCCAUCGUUUUGCGAUGGCAUUCAGAAACUCACUGAUGCCAACCAACGUACAUCGAUUCAACAACGUAGCUAUUUGUGUGGGCUGAGAGGAAGUCGCAUGUUCCAUCACUCAGCAAUGUAGCUCUAGGUCAAAACCCAGAUAGACCUCUUUAUGUGGCUACCAAAUUUCAAUUGGUGGUUUUUUUAGCACUUUCAUUUGCAAGAUGUGCACCCUGAAUUGGAAAUAAAAUAAGGGUCAGUAUUCAUGCUUUGUUGGACAGAGGCAAGGCAUUCAUAUUAAUCAUAUAAAAUUAAGAAUUGAGAAGAACUCGUUGAAGACAA